UGUAGUCUGACAUGUCGGAGCAUCCUUUGGGAGCGGUGUCACGGUCCGGGAUGCCGAGGCCCGGAGUGGUGCGGCCCGUUGGGGCGGAGGCCCUGGUGGUCCUGCUGGAGGGGGGGCUGGACCGCGUGGUCCUGAUCGACAGCCGGCCCUUCGUGGACUUCAACACCUCCCACAUCCUGGAGGCCGUGAACGUGAACUGCUCCAAGCUGAUGAAGAGGAGGCUGCAGCAGGACAAAGUCCAGAUCCAGGAGCUGCUGCAGCACUCGUCCAAGAAGAAGUUGGAGCUGCAGGGGGACCAGGAGGUCGUUGUUUACGAUCAGAGUUCUUCAGAUCCGUCUUCUCUGAGCUCCGAGUCGUUCCUCAGCGUCCUGCUGCUGAAACUGGAGAGGAGCUUCCCCUCCGUCCACCUGCUCUCAGGUGGGUUCUCCGAGUUCUCCUGCCUGUUCCCCGGUCUGUGUGAAGGGAAGUCCUCUCUGGUUCCCUCCUGCAUGUCUCAGCCCUGUCUGCCGGUCACCAGCACCGGGCCGACCCGCAUCCUACCUCACCUGUACCUGGGCUGCCAGAGAGACGUCCUCAACCAGGAUCUGAUGCAGCAGAACGACAUUGUCUACGUCCUAAACGCCAGUAACACCUGCCCCAAACCGGACUUCAUCCCGGAGUCCCACUUCCUGAGAGUCCCCGUCAACGACUCGUUCUGUGAGAAGAUCUUGCCCUGGUUGGACCGAUCCGUGGACUUCAUCGAGAAGGCCAAAGCCUGCAACGCUCGAGUCCUGGUCCACUGUCUGGCUGGAAUCUCCCGCUCUGCCACCAUCGCCAUCGCCUACAUCAUGAAGAGGAUGGACAUGCCGCUGGACGAGGCCUACAGGUUUGUGAAGGAGAAGAGACCGACCAUCUCUCCCAACUUUAACUUCCUGGGUCAGCUGCUGGACUUUGAGAAGAGGAUCAAGAGUCCUCCGGGUCCUGAGACCAGACCGAAGGCUCAUCCGGAGCCCAGCGGUGAGCUCCUCCCUCAGCCGGAGGACCAGGAUCCGGUCCCCGUGGGCCCCGGCCCGGCCCUCACGGAGCCCCUCACCCUGCCUUGCGUUCUGGCCAAUGCCCCCGAGGAGCGCCGGCUGGCCGAGGCUCUGAGCGGCCUGCAGCUCGCCGACGGACCUGAGGACAGCGCCCGGCUCAAGCGCUCCUUCUCUCUGGACAUCAAGUCGUACGGCGAGCCGGCGGGGAGCGCCCCCCACCGGGUCUUCGUCCCUCACGGAGGAUCGGGAGACUCCGAGUUCUUCAAACCGUCCGUCUUCAAAGAACCGACCAGUAAACCGUGCCAGUUCUCGCCGGUGGAGGAGGUGUCGGAGCAGUCCACUCCGGAGCAGAGCCCCGACAAGGAGGAGGUCGCUCCGCCGGUCUCCUCCGACUUCAUUAACCCUCCACCCGCUGCUCCCAACUGCUGGCACCCGUUGCAGCAGAGCGGCAGCGUGGAGGAGAACGCCGCCAGUUUCCUGUUCGGCCUCUCCCGCAGCCAACAGCACCUGGCCAGACCCGGAUCCGGCAGGGCCCUGAAGGGCUGGCACUCCGACAUCCUGCUGGGCCCCGUCUCCUCCUCCUCUCUGGCCGGCGGCUGGUACCUCUCCUCCGACUCCGCCGGCUUCUACUCCACCUCCACCAUCCUGAGCGGCGGCGGCGUAGCGGCCUACGGCUGCGGCCGCGGCCCGGAGGCGGUGCGGCGGCGCAGCCGGCAGAGGACGGGGGACCGCGGGGACUCGAGGAGGAGCUGGCACGAAGAGACCAGCUUCGAGAAGCAGCUGAAGAGACGCAGCUGUCACAUGGAGUUCGGAGACGGAAGGAUGGACAGCAGGUCCAGAGAGGAGAUGGGGACCGGCAGCAUGGAGGUCAUCCAGGUCUCCUGAUCCUGGUCCUGGACCAGUGUGACGUUCCUCCUGAACGGAGAGACAAGAGAGCUUUGAUGUUGCUAAGCUAACCGCUCAAAGACGUUUUAUUAACGCUUCACGAUUGUUGAGGAGCUGACUGUAAACAUCUGGACAUUAAUCACAAUAAACAAUUCAUCUUCAGUUGAUGUUUUGAUUUGAAUAAAAUCUUGUUUAUAAUAAAUAAAUAUCGUGAAAGCAG
Messenger RNA from Cyclopterus lumpus (lumpfish), 2118 nucleotides. It is a transcript of the gene dusp16, whose product is annotated as dual specificity phosphatase 16. Bases 12 to 1898 code for a protein of 628 amino acids. The transcript is spliced from 6 exons. The record is from RefSeq and is a predicted model, not a curated record. Gene Ontology annotation, cellular component: nucleus; cytoplasm. Lineage: Eukaryota; Metazoa; Chordata; Actinopteri; Perciformes; Cyclopteridae. Gene Ontology annotation, molecular function: protein tyrosine/threonine phosphatase activity; MAP kinase tyrosine/serine/threonine phosphatase activity. Gene Ontology annotation, biological process: negative regulation of MAPK cascade; protein dephosphorylation.